This is a messenger RNA of Pelobates fuscus (common spadefoot toad), 1850 nucleotides long. It is a transcript of the gene FAM161B, whose product is annotated as FAM161 centrosomal protein B. The transcript has 8 exons. Bases 113 to 1675 code for a protein of 520 amino acids. Gene Ontology annotation, cellular component: cilium. Lineage: Eukaryota; Metazoa; Chordata; Amphibia; Anura; Pelobatidae. Gene Ontology annotation, biological process: cilium organization. The record is from RefSeq and is a predicted model, not a curated record.
CGGACGAUGUCCUGUUUCCAAGGAGACGGAGCUACUCUCCCAGCAAAGGAGGAGCGGGGCGGGGCCUGGUGUAUCUUAGCAACCAGACUGAAAGUACUGCCAAAGCGAUGCAAUGAGGUGUGAGGGUCCCGGAAGCCGUUUAGCCCGCUUAGUGGAUUUUUUGGAACAGGAAGAAGUAGAGCCUGAUAUACAUGGGAAAUUACAUGAGUUACAGCUCAGGCAAGGCCUUCUUCUUCAGGAGUUGGGCUUCAUUGACCAAACAGACAACAUAAAGGAUUCGCUGCCUAACAACGACCGUGACUUGGAAGACUUCUUUUCUGCAAGCCACAUGUAUAACCAGUAUCUUGGACAACCUAGAGUGGUCCAGAGUACCCAGCAAAGGUCAAAAUCAGUCAGAAUGCACCAUGACUCUCCCAUCACUGUUCCUCAACCCUUUCGCAUGAGUCUGAGAAAUACACAACGAAAAGGCAAAGAGAAAGUUCUAGAUCUUUGGGAUACGCUGGAACUCCAGAACAAGGAGGAUCCUGAAUGUUUAAAGCAGUUCCGUGCUGAGCCAGUCCCAGCACGUGUUCUUUUGCCGUUAUACAGUGACUUGGUGGAGGAACAAGAGGCAAAGAGAAAUUCUGCCGUCGAAAAAAGGAAAGAGUUUCUCUUGGCCACACAAAAACCUUUUCAGUUCAUUUCAAAGGAAGAAGAGAAACGAAAGCAAGCAAUGGAAAGGCACGUGCCAGCUCCAUCCCAUAAAGUACAACACAUCAAGAGAACUAUCCCUAAAAGUGUCUUAGAUCCUAGUGUCAGUGAUAAACUAAAAGAGGCUGAGCUGGUCAGGAAAAUUAAAAGUCAAAUGAGGGCUAAAGAUAUGUUGGAGAAGUCUUCUGCCCCUAUUGCUCUGAGCAGAAGUUUGAGGGAUCCAGGUUCCAGUAUCUCCUUAAAAACCCAGCAAGAAUGCCUGGCGUACUUAGAGCAGAACCUGACUUUCCAACCUCACAUAAACCCAUCAGUACCGGACUUCCAACAGCUAUAUAGGAAGUUCCAGAAGGAAUCACUGAGCAAUUAUAAAGAGAGAGGACCCACUCGGAAUAAACCUUUCACCCUGCGUACCUCAACCCUGAGAGUGAGAAAAAAACACACCCUAGAAGAUGUAGAGGAUAUUCACAGUAAAUCCAAGACAUCCAGUACCUAUCUCCACGGCCUGGCAAGUUUGUCUCUGAAUACGCUUCCGGUGUAUAUAACAGACAGUACCAAGAAAAGAGAGUCCGCUAUCAGAUCAUCUCUGGAAGAAAAAGCCAAACAAGAGACAGAGAAAACAGAAAGGAUGAAGAAAAAAGAGACACAAGCAAUGCGGAAAUCAAUAUCUAGCAGGGCAAAAGCAUUGGAUCCUCACCAGCCCCUGGCAGAUACCAACGUGGAGAGGCGCAAGCAUAUCAGGGACUCUGACAUGAAGAGGAUGAAGGAAUAUAAGGAGGAACUGGAAGACAUGAAAGCUCGAGUGAAAGCAAGACCGUACCUUUUUGAACAUGUAACAAAGGGAAAUGCUGUUAAAGAAGCUGAUCGCAGGUUUACCAGGACUCUCCAGCAGGCUGGGUUAACAGAGGAGUUUGUGCAGCAUCAGGGAAAAGGAAUUAGCAGAAAGGAGAACCAGGAGGAAGAGGAGGAAGCCUGGGAAGAAGAUUAGUGUCUGCCAGUAUCACAUUUAAUGUACGUGACAGUGCAGGUAUGGAGUGUAACAGGCUCCUUUAACGUCUGCUUGAAUAUGAUACAUGCUAUCACACCACAUAAACGGAGUACAGUGGGUAAUGUUCCCUUUAAAUCAGGAUUUCAAUCAAUGCAAAAACCUUUAAUGAGAUCCU